GGUUUCACGCUAGCAGCGGUGGCCACGUUUACUGAGCCUCAGUGGGCCUCGCCGUGGCAAGGCCUCCCACCUCCUGCUUCUCUCCCUUACCCGGCCCCGCCCUCCACGUGUUCGAGGCUGGGGCUUCCUAGCACCUGUGGGCAUUGAGGCUGGCCUGUUACCAGGAGCCAAGGUCCUUACCCUGGAUGGGAACCCUGUUCCUGUCACCAGCGGCGGAAGCUUCUGGUGAGAGAGAGGAGCAGAGGCAGUCAGAUGAUGGCAAAACGGACUCAGAUCUUAGAAAACAGCUUCCCAAGCAAGAGUGAGAGUGGUUCGUUUGGAGGCCUUUCCUGCCGGUCCUGCAAGAGGAAUGUGGCUUUCUAACUAGCGAAGGGUGGGCUCCCGUCAGCUCUGAGACCUUUCAGAUUUAGUAACUGGUUGCAUUGAUGUCAACCUUUAAAGGUUUUACUUGGAACAAAAAGCUAAAAAAGACAAUUUCGCAAGUGUUUGUGUGCCAACUGCCCUGCUUAAUGAAGGAACACUAGUUGAGACUUCCUGGAUAUUCUCUUCUUCAAACUUCGCCCGGGUCCCUUGCCACCACGUUGGACUAGUUUUAUAGGCACAUGGAAACGCACAGCUUAGAGGCUGGGCGUUCGGUGGCAUUUGUUCUGGUUAGUCUCAAAUAGAUGGGAGGGAGCCUGAUACCUGCCCCUCUGGUCCGGUCUCGAUUGGGCGUGACCAGCUUUUGGCAGGUCUCCCCGCCCUUGUAGUGGGUACUCGUGUCAGCAUCUACUGACCUCUUCGUCCGAAGGGGCCGUCCUGCCUGUUACCGGUACCGCACCCUGAUCUCAAAGGUAACGUCUGGGAAUGUGGUUAAUUUCUAGACCAAGUACACACUGAUUGAUGAAGAGGACAUCCCGCUGGUGGAGGGCUACUCCUUUGAGGCCCGGAUGGAAGUGGACGCAGAUGGAAAUGGCGCUAAGAUAUUUGCGUGUGCCUUUGACAAAAACCGAGGAAGGGGGUCCGGAAGGCUCCUUCAUGAGCUGCUCUGGGAGCGGCACCGGGGAGGCGUGGCUCCCGGCUUUCAGGUGGUGCAUCUCAACGCCGUGACUGUGGACAACCGUCUGGACAACUUGCAGCUGGUGCCGUGGGGCUGGCGGCCCAAAGCCGAAGAGACCCCCAGCAAACAGAGGGAGCAAAGCUUGUACUGGCUCGCGAUCCAGCAGCUCCCCGCGGACCCCAUGGAGGAGCAGUUCCCCGUCCUGAACGUCACCCGGUACUACAAUGCCAACGGGGACGUAGUGGAGGAGGAGGAGAGCUCCUGCACCUACUACGAGUGCCACUACCCGCCCUGCACAGUGAUCGAGAGGCAGCUCCGGGAGUUCAACAUCUGUGGGCGCUGCCAAGUUGCACGCUACUGCGGCUCCCAGUGCCAGCAGAAGGACUGGCCCGCCCACAAGAGGCACUGUCGGGAGAAGAGGCGCCCCUGCCAGCACGAGCUGGAGCCCGAGCGAUGACGGCCCUUCUGGCCCCGUGGACAGAUGGGAGGGUGGAGCCGGUGGUGCGGUGGCCACCAGCCACGGCCCCAAAACGGGGACCACGUGCACACUGCGCUCCCUUGGAGCAGAGACAGCCGGGGAGGCCACCAGGAUGCUUCCCGUUAUUUAUAUGUUAAUAUGUUUGUAAACUCAUGUACAGUUUUUUGGGGGGAAGGGGGAGGGUUAGAAAUUGCAAAUAGAAUCAUUUGCUGUCAUCUUCAAAUGGCAGACGUCAGGC
Molecule: messenger RNA, 1755 nt
Organism: Pteropus alecto (black flying fox)
Lineage: Eukaryota; Metazoa; Chordata; Mammalia; Chiroptera; Pteropodidae
Gene: ZMYND19
Product: zinc finger MYND-type containing 19
Exons: 5
Coding region: 930-1496 (188 amino acids)
Source: RefSeq, a predicted model, not a curated record